Molecule: messenger RNA, 783 nt
Organism: Arabidopsis thaliana (thale cress)
Lineage: Eukaryota; Viridiplantae; Streptophyta; Magnoliopsida; Brassicales; Brassicaceae
Gene: CLV3
Product: CLAVATA3
Exons: 1
Coding region: 299-583 (94 amino acids)
Cellular component (GO): extracellular region
Molecular function (GO): receptor serine/threonine kinase binding
Source: RefSeq, marked reviewed
CACUCAGUCACUUUCUCUCUAAAAAUGGAUUCGAAGAGUUUUCUGCUACUACUACUACUCUUCUGCUUCUUGUUCCUUCAUGAUGCUUCUGGUCUCACUCUCUCUUUCACUCCUCUAUAUGUCUAUAACUCAUGUAAAUGGAUUCUUAUAAGUCUCAACAUAACUUUUUUUUGUUAUUUACUAUUUCACCAGAUCUCACUCAAGCUCAUGCUCACGUUCAAGGACUUUCCAACCGCAAGGUUAUCUUCAACUUGUACUCAUUAAGGCCUCUCAAUAUUCAUGUGUUAUGUUCAUGUAGAUGUCCGGUCCAGUUCAACAACUGUUUCAUUGCUUUAGUUGUCACGAGAAAUAUUUGUAUAUAUUAUUAUGGUGUGCAAAACAUAGUAAAAUGUUGUUCAAUUGGCAGAUGAUGAUGAUGAAAAUGGAAAGUGAAUGGGUUGGAGCAAAUGGAGAAGCAGAGAAGGCAAAGACGAAGGGUUUAGGACUACAUGAAGAGUUAAGGACUGUUCCUUCGGGACCUGACCCGUUGCACCAUCAUGUGAACCCACCAAGACAGCCAAGAAACAACUUUCAGCUCCCUUGACCUAAUCUCUUGUUGCUUUAAAUUAUUUCAUAUUGUAAAUUACUUUCUGCUUUAUCGGUUUUACCAUUUCGGGAGUCUUUUUUGUGUGCAAUCUGUUUCGUUUGGUAAGCUUGUAGUUUCAUGAAAGUGAAUGUAAGAUAUGCAUUACGUUUGUUGCUGAAGUGAAUGUAAGAUACGCACUAUUAUAUCUCAUGAUUUUC